AUGCUAUGCGAGCGACACACCCUGGCUGACCACACUCGCCAACUCAUCAGCAGUACCUGCACAGAAAUCGCGCCGUGGAAGCUCGAAAAGUACUGGAGCGAGAGGGUCACGGGGACGCUUACGGGUGUGCAGCCUAGGUGGACUUACCAGGAGACGUUGGUCCAGAUUGAACAAUCUGAGCGUCCAAGCAGACUGCUAGAGGGAGAUGAGAUGCUCGAUUUCACGGCGGCCUUUGACGAGGAGACAUGGGAAUCGACGAGAGGUACUUUGGAGUAUUUUGAAAAUGUAGAGAGAACGCAUUCGAGACAUGGGGUUAUCCUCCUAGUCGUCGGCUUUGCGACUCCAAUCCUCGUCACCUAUAUCAGCCAUUUCCCAUACAUGACGUCCAUCCUCAACACGCUCAAACCACGCUUCGUCUGGCCCUCUCUCGUUGGGACCUACCACGUCCGCGCCCUUCCCUUCUCCCUCGGCAACGUGCCCACCCUCGGUCAGGCAUGGUACGUUAUCUUCUUCCUCGUCCUCAACGUUGCCCUCACGGCCGCGGGCUACCGCUUUUCAAUCCCCUUCCAAUACCUGGUUCCCCAAUAG
Ascochyta rabiei is the source of this 588-nucleotide messenger RNA. RefSeq lists its product as uncharacterized. The record is from RefSeq and is a predicted model, not a curated record. The transcript has 2 exons. The coding region runs from base 1 to 588 and encodes 195 amino acids. NCBI's taxonomy places the organism in Eukaryota, Fungi, Ascomycota, Dothideomycetes, Pleosporales, Didymellaceae.